This is a messenger RNA of Dreissena polymorpha, 2428 nucleotides long. RefSeq lists its product as uncharacterized. The transcript is spliced from 5 exons. NCBI's taxonomy places the organism in Eukaryota, Metazoa, Mollusca, Bivalvia, Myida, Dreissenidae. The record is from RefSeq and is a predicted model, not a curated record. The coding region runs from base 719 to 1756 and encodes 345 amino acids.
CCUAGACUCUCUGGAUUUUAGGACAACAACAAAUCGGACUUGGAAGUUGGAGUGUUUUAUUUAACAGUUAAAUAUUUUGUUAAGCAUCGGACUAUAAGUGUGUGCGUUUACGAUGGAUUAAUAUAAUAUUAUGAAUGUGAAUAACAGAGUUAGGAUAUAAAACUGGAAUAAAACUGUUGGCGCACGCGCACUUAUUUUCAAGAAUGAGGAACGGCUUCAUUGUCUGAGAAAAAAAUCCCACGUGUAUAUACAAUUCUGAUUAGCUGACAGCUCGUGUAUGGCAAAGCACAGGCGUACCGGACAAGGCAAAUGCACGAGGGAUGUCGACUGCAUCGUAGAUUACCAUCGAUUGUCGUCUAAACGGAUGCAGUUGACAGCUUGUGUUUUUUGUUGUUGAUAUAGCAACUUGCCCAACCGCAUUGUCCCGUCGCUGGAUACACUCGCUACCAAAAGGAUGGCAAUGCGACGCAGGAAUAUGACGUGCAACAUUCUCAAUCAAUGGGAAAAGUGGAACAAUUGACAGUCUUAGUUUGGUUUGCGGUUGGAGACAACAUUCAAAUGGAUGCUUAAAAACGUACCCAAACUAGACCACAUGUGUGACGUUAUGAACCAUUUUAAAUUAACCAAUAAUUUGUUUACUCUAGCCAUAUUUGCCAAUACGUGCGUAAAUAUUCUGGAAUAAAUCGCCGGCUAUUAAGUUUCUUACGGAUGGAAGACGAUGACAUUAUUGGUGAUUAUUUUAGUGACCGCUAUUUUAGCGGCUUUAAGCCUAGUCCUGCAAACGAUUUGUUCAAUAAUUCCUGGAUGGGUUAUACUUGAAUCGAAGGAAGUGGACAUUUAUGCAGCACUGUGGUACAUAAUUGUGUGUGAACGUGAGUUUAACUUAGUUGAAAACCGCACCUCCGCGAAAACGUGCGAGAAACUAUUGUACAGCCAACUCGAAGACCAGGCGAAUUCUUCUGUUAUCUCACACUUAAGUACGGCGUUCAGCACCCAGACCGGGUCCCAGAUUCAGGUGAUGUCAUGCUGGCUCCUAGGGCUAGGUGCGUUCGUGUUGGCUAUCAUUAAGUGGCGGGCAUUCCAGACCUAUCGCAACACGGAGACGGUGAUCCAGGAAGGAAAAACGUGUACCGGUACUGCACGUGCAAAAUUUCUCUACAUUGGAGGUUUUGGAGCGCUUUUAAAUAUUUUGUCAGGUGUUUUGCUUUCUCUUGCUAUCAUCGACUCCACGAGGCGCUACAUUGGUUUGGAGACGCCGCGCCCGCAAGUCCCCUACCUGGUCUUCAUAGCAGGAGCUGCUGUCGUCUGCUCAAUAGUCAGUAGCGGUCUCUGCGUUUACGUCAUAUACCGCUCGCGACACGCGGUGUAUAGGCAACGUGGCGCGUUUAAAGCCGACGACGUGCCCGCAAAAGGCGCUCAACAGACUGCACCCCUCUCGAACUCCGAAGAUGAAGGCAUGUGUCACAUCCAUGCGGACGGUGACUCUGAAGCAAAGCAUAUCACGGUCGACAGGGGAGAGUAUAUGUUUGGACUCGAGUAUAGCUAUGAGAGGCCGCCGUCGGACAUGUAUAGAACUCAAGGCACUCGGAAACCAGAUCGACCUAUCCACCCGUUUCCUGGAUACAAACCUUCAAAGCAGAACCUCAAGGGCCAUGACCGGAAGUGGUGGUCAAAGAGACGACGUUACAAGAUGUGUAUCUGUGUGAUGAAAGAUACUGGAGACAAAGUCGAUACUGUUAAUAAAGCCGCUUCAUAAUUGAUGACAAUUGGGUCGAUAUAUAGACAUCCAGAUUCCAUUUCUCGUCAAAAGAAGGCAAACUGUUUACUGCGUGACGUAAAGAUGUCCAAUAGCCGUCUCAAGUACGCUGUACUGGUCUGCUUUAUUUAUGAAGUGGUAAACACACGAUAUACCUUUGUGUUUAUCAAGUGAUUAGUUGUUAAUAUGAGCCUCGUUCUGGAAAAAUGGGCUUUAUGCAUGUGCGUAAGGCAUUUCCCCAGAUAAGCCUGUGCAGUCCGCAAAGGCUAUUCAGGGGCGACACUUUCCACGUAAACUGGAUGUGCGGUUAGAAGAGACUUUAUUUUAACAAAAUAAUCAAUAAAAGCAGAAAGUGUCGUUGCUGAUUAGCCUGUGCAGUCCGCACAUGCAUUAAGCCCAGUUUUGUAAAAAUGAGGCUCUAUUGAUUGACCUUUCCCAUCUGUUAUCAUUUACCCCUUUAAUGAAAACGUGUUGUCAACCAAAUUUUCAUUAACAAUUUUUGCGCGCGUAAAAUGCUUGCGGGUAUUGUUUUCCCACGAACAGAGCCAAACCUAUGAGUAUGUAAGAGAUAUGCUUGCUCGGUCUUAUUGUUCUGUUUGUCCUUCCCUUUUUGCCAACCUCAGAAAACAUACGUGUCGAAUCUUGUUAAUAAAACAGAAAAAAAAUUAAGGA